CGGUCACAUGGCCGCCAUACUGGUUGGCACCAUUGACCAUCCGUUGUUGUACUGUACUCCACGCCCCCAUCCCUUUUACAACAGCACAUGGGCAAAUUAAGAUCGUCGAUUGCUCCGACAACGUCUCCAGAUACCGGAGCGUUUCCAACUCGAUUGGUCCGGUCCACAGGUCCCAGUGCUCCGUCAUGUGACAAAUGCAAAGUCGUCGCAGUCCAACGACCAUUUGUGGAUCCGACUGACAAAGCCACGACCGUCCACAUUUGGGCCAUGGGCAUUGUGGCGGUGAUUGGCGGACAGUUUUACGGCUGGAACGAGUCCUUCAGCGUGGGGUUUGCGCCGUUUUUCUUGGCAUUCGUGAUGAUGGGGGCGGCGUACAUCAUUUACGUGGCGUGCGUUUCCGAAGUCGGGGGAAAAGUUCCCGGUGGCUCGUACGGGUUGGCCCGCGCAGUGCUGGGGUUUUACCCUGGAUUUCUCCUCAGCAGCCUCGAACUUCUCGAGUACACUUCAUUUGCGUCCGUGUCGGUGUUGUACGUGACCGAGUUUGCGACCACGUUUUUCAACUGGAACGAGGACUACCAACCGAUCUUGUGGCUGCUGUUCUACGCAGUGUUCAUCUUCAUCUUGGAAUCGCGGGGCAAGUACGUGUGGUGGUUUAUGCUCGUGUUCGUUGUGCUGUGCCUCGCGCCCACCGUUUUGUUUGUGUGUGGGUCGCUCUCGUAUGUCAACUUUCAAGCCAACGCCAUCCUUGUGGACGACGCGACCAACGAAACAACGUGGGCCACAGGCGAUAUUUCGUCGGCGUUCUUUGGCAUUUUACCGUCAACGACGGUGGGGUUUGCAGGCGUCGAAAGCCUCACGGUGGUCACUGGGUUUGUCAAAGAUCCAGCAGUAGCCGUGCCCAAGGGGACCGUGGCGGCCGUGUGGACGCUGUUCGUGUCCAACAUAGCACUCAUUCUCGUUCUGGCAUCCCUUCCCCCAGGCCUCGCGACGACUUCCACGGACGAGUACUUUCUCGAUCGUGGAUUGAGUCUAGGACUUGGCAUGUCCUCUGGACUGUCAGAGUGGCUCAUGAUGCCGGCGCAAAUGGGCAUGGCGUUUGGCUUUUUCAUUCCGUACGCUCGACUGACUCAAGCGAUGGCCGAUUCCAACUUGUUGCCAUCAUGCCUGCGACUCAAAGGUCAGCCCAACACGGGACGGGCGAUGAUCGUUGCGUCUGGGUUUGGGUACCUCAUCUGCCUCGUGUCGUUCUACAGCCCCAAGUUCAAACAAACGCUGCAAAACAUCUCGAUUCUGGCGGGGACAAUUUGCUACGCCGGCCAGACCCUUGGCUUUGUGAUGCUUCGAACCACGUAUAAAAUUGAUACCGCGGGGUACACGAGCCCGUAUGGCCUCGUGGGGGCGUAUUAUGUCUGGGUCGUGUUCUUGUGCCUGUUUGUGUCCAUUGCGGGGGGGUUCCAAGGAGACAGCUGCAUCGCGGUAGCGUCCACGUUUGGCUUUGUCGUAGUGCUUACGCUGUACUACGUGCUGGGGUGUCAAAAGUCGCAAACAGUGUCUAAGGAAGAGUACACGUCUAUUUUCAAGUUCAGCGUGAUGAAAUUCAACAAAAGUCGGUCCAAGAAGCAAAAAAAGAGAUCGUCGGCAGCCACGAGCCAUCUGUCGCGGGCGUCGAUAGCCACAGCUGCCAGGCUGGUCCUUCCCAAGAAACCUACUAAAGUUGGGCCGGCUAUAUUACACUGUAGGUAGCCCCUUUUGUUUAUUCUGAAGAACGUGUCUGAGGUUCUGUCGAGGAUCACUCGUUGCAAAGGAGGCAUAGUCAUUAGGGUGAUAGUUGCGACAUGGGGGGGGUAUUUAUCUUGACA
Molecule: messenger RNA, 1859 nt
Organism: Aphanomyces astaci
Lineage: Eukaryota; Oomycota; Saprolegniomycetes; Saprolegniales; Verrucalvaceae
Exons: 1
Coding region: 88-1743 (551 amino acids)
Biological process (GO): transmembrane transport
Cellular component (GO): membrane
Source: RefSeq, a predicted model, not a curated record